This is a messenger RNA of Emiliania huxleyi CCMP1516, 939 nucleotides long. RefSeq lists its product as hypothetical. The coding region runs from base 1 to 939 and encodes 312 amino acids. The transcript is spliced from 2 exons. NCBI's taxonomy places the organism in Eukaryota, Haptophyta, Isochrysidales, Noelaerhabdaceae. The record is from RefSeq and is a predicted model, not a curated record.
AUGGACGAAAGCCACAAGGACUCGAGCCAGUUCUGCGACUUACUAAGGUUGAAAAACCCGCACUCGUGCGCAGCCUUUGACCUCAGCGCGCAGCUCGGUGACGGCCGGCGAUCCGCGCUCAUCGUAGUUGACGUUCAGCGCUGUUGGUACUCAGACAGCCCAGGUGGCCUCGCGAGGGCUGCCUUCCCUCUUCUGCCAGACCGGACAGCAGCCCUGCUCACAACUGCGCGGCUUCACGAUGUGCGUGUCGUCCACGUGCGUGCGAACUAUGAGCGAUCGCCGCACGUGGCCACGAUGCGCCGCCUCAACCCCUCACUCAACAGGGUGCCCAUCCUUCCAGAGCCAGAGGCGUGGGCCAAAGAGAUCGAGGGCGAGCUGGUGGUGAUGAAGUCGACCUUUGACGGCUUUUUCCGGACGGAGCUCGAGGCGUGCCUGUGCCGUUUGGGCGUGACGCGGGUCCUUGUUUGUGGCCUCAUCACCUCGGCGUGCGUGCUCAGUACCGCCCUCGGGGCCUUCCACCGCGGCUUCGACGUGCUGCUGGUCGAAGACUGCUGCGCGGACCGCUCUCUGGCGAGGCACCAAGCGACGGUUGCCAUGUAUGACCAAUAUUGCUUCCGCAGCGUGAGCACGCGUAGCAUCUGCGAGAUGCUGCCGCACAUGACGGGCCAAUCCGGAGCAGCGGCUACGACAAAAGCUGCAGGCAAGGCAGCGACGGAGGCAGUGGCAGCGCUUGAGGGAUCGCAGUUGCCUACUCGCUUCUGCCCCUCGCCGCUUACGGUGAGCUCCGAUGUGGACGAGGGCGAGGAGGUGGAGGAAUCGGAGGGCGAGGAUGUGGAGGCGGCGGCAGCGCCUGAACCGUUGCUAAAGCUGGACCUCGCAAAGGCGCUGCUUUCGCCUUCUGCCGCUUCCCCAAGGCUUCCGUGGCACGGUCAUUUUUAA